AUGGAACGGGAAUCGUGGGCCGAAGUCCAGCUGGCAGCGAGCGUCGAAGUCGUGGCGUUGAGCUUUGAACUUGCCGUCCAAAUUUUCGCCGAGACUAUCCUGGUGGAAGCGAAGGGGUGCCAGGGGAGCACUCAGCUAAUUCUCGAGCGGGUCGUGAUCGACUUUCCUCUGAGGUACAAGGGAAUGAAAGGAGGAGAGCGCACCGUGUGGACACCCGUGCAGCUACACGACACGCCAGAUGCCUUCAUCUCUCACAUCAAGACCAGCAUUCCCUUUCGGCCCUCGGUCACAAUGACCUACCUGUUCCUCUCUCCCGCUAGCGCCCACCGCGCUGUCGGUGGUCCCAUCAUGUCGAUACAGAGGAGCUACACCAUGCACCACCGGAGCAGCUCCAAGUCAAGCUUGUCCAUGACCAACCGCCCCUUCCGGUCGCUGUAUGGUGGCCUGUUCUUAUCGGGAGCGGAAGCAAAACACUACGGUGAACUCUUUCGAAUGCAAGGGCUGUCCUUCACAGUCGAAGGCGUCGCGGGGGCAAAGGAACACCUGGCCGAAAACGUCGAGCGCGCGAGAGAAGUCGGGGACACCUUGGGCGUGCACUCGUCGCUCAUGCCCCUGGCGCUCUUGUCGGGAGUUAACGACGAGGGAGUCUCGGCGGGGUCGCAAGCGGUGGUCGACCUGUCGCGGGUAACGAAAAGCGCCGCAGCCCGCCACCGCUCCCGCCGAAACCUGUGCGAUCACAUCCUACUGAUACUGGGGAUGUUGGUGGGAUGGGUACGAGGUUCGCAGCCGAUCUUGAAGUGGGAGGGCGGUGGUGGUGUCAUCUACCUCGACGACGGGGACUCUCAGGACGACGAAAGCGACGGCCAGUGGCACCCCAAAACCCGGUGCGGUUCAUCGAAAGACCUCGUCCAGACUUGGCUUCGAACGACCCACCAAUUGUUCUGGGGGUGGAGGUGCGACUUGCUGCGAUAUCUGGACGAGGACCGCCACUCGGACGUUGUCGUUGUUAAGGACAAGGCGAGGGGCUGGAUGGAGGAGAUUUCCGAUGCCGCCCGAAUGGGGCUGAAGCUGCCGAUGCUGCGGUGGCACGAUCACGGCCGCACCAUCGCCGACGGAAAGAGUGGUUUCUUGAAGGCGGCCGCCUUGGUGCGGCGGCGUUUGUCGGAGGUGUGCGAUGGAGUGCACGAGCGGCAUCUCGAAGAGAAGCGAAAGAAAGGCGACGUUGCACCGCAAGGCGGGUGGCCGCACUUGCUGGGGUUCCAGCUUGCUAGUCACGGGGGUCACGCGCGGGAAACCGGGCUGUCCUUGCCGACAACUGCGGGCCUCUUGCAGUUGCAGCGAGGCUGGCUCGACGACGCCGUAGCGGCCGCGCAUGUUCGCGACAGCGAGGCGAUAAAAGAGAGUGGUGGCAAACGGAUCGUAGGCCGAAGGAAGAAAAAAACGACGGCUUCUUCAACGGCUGCGGCCGUUGAGGCCGCCUUGACCAGCGGGGUGCGUUAUGUCCCGGCUCCGGCUACGCCCGACUCGGCCAGGGCUCCGAAGGCCGUGGAGGUACGCCUGGCCGUUGUGGAAACCCUGCGGGAGGAUACCAUUCCGGAGGUCUUCGCCCACGAGAUCACCCUCAUGAAGUACGCGGCGGAUAACAGGAUAGACAAGUCCUUGCACGACAGCAUUAGCGAGGUGCUCACGUCGGUGCUUGCGCCAAACCCAUUCCCGGUGCUGACCGAUUCCCUUGCCGUGAGUUCCAUCUCGCAUGUGUUCCGGCGCACUGUCGAUUCCGAAGAAGACGCCAUCCAAUCAGGCGCGCCGAAGCUUGUCGUACACGCCGGUGAAGAAGAGGGCAGCCAGGUCUUCGUGGCUCACGGCACCCGGAACGGAAGCGCAAGUAUCUACGGGUCGAAGCCAGCGCUGGAAGACGUUGACGUGGAAGGCGCAUCGACCCUGUUUGGCGUCUUGCCGCCCAUUGCGGGAUGGGUGCUCGAUGGGCUAGGGGGCAGCUGGACGGAUGUCGAUGUCGGCAUCUCCGGGUUCGCACGGUAUCACGGGUCGCAGGCGGCGCACCACGCCGUCCCGUCGAAUGUGACGGUCAUGCUGGCGUGCGCGUGCAGCUUCGAUCUAGACUCGGGCACCACCCCAAUGGAAUACUUCACCCGCUGUGCCGUCCACUGCGCCUCGGCUGCGCACACGAACAACUCAGGGCUGUUAGUGGUCGGCCUCACCGCGCGGACGGCCCCCGAAGAUAACCUCGCCGCACCACCGUGGGAGGAAGCAGCAGCCCUUGACGCAGGGCAGUUCUUCUCCCUCAUGCAAAUAUUGGACGAUCCCGAAGAAGUGGAGGACGAGCUGGCGCACCUCCACCCCGGAGAGAUCGUCCUGGAGGCAUUUAUGCCCUUCCUCAUCCCGACUGCUGCUGCCAAAGAUUUCGUUGUCGUGCCACUAUCGAUCAGGUUUCUUCUCCUCACGUCCGAUCACGGGGACAGUGGUUGCAGCGAGGCUCUUGCAGCCGCCAUGUUCUACGACUGCGUGUACUCCACGGCCAAAGCGGCCGAACGUGCCGCUGCCCGACACUCUGCGGUGUUGAACGAAUCUGGUCUCCCCGCCGGAAGAAACUACGUGAAACGUACACGUCGAUUGGUGUUGGACAGGAUUGACAGGCGGGAGUACUUGGAGGCGUACCGGCUGGUCCACCAUCUCCGUGCUCUGCGGUCGGUUGAGUUACCGGAGGAAGACGCACAAAAAAGUGUCCCAGCAACAACACCUGAACCUGACAUCGGGGGGUCCAGUCAAAACGGAGAACACAACGAGUAUGUCUCCCGCAACAGAGCAUGGAAACUGCCGGAGGACAGCAUCCCACCACCAGACCCUGACGGCGAAGAGGCAGAGGCAAGGGCGAUCAGGCGUAUGCUCAGGGGUCCUUCGGGGCGGUUAGACCAUGCCCGCAGAUUGUUGGAUGUGCUGCGAAGGCUAGUCGAGAGGGAAAACUUGGCCCCAGAGACGAUAGGGCUGCUCGAGGAGGGGGAACUCCGGGAGCAUGCCGUGUACUGCACAUCGUACCUGUUGGAUACUCUUGCGGAACAGCCCCCGGUUAGGUUCGAGGGCGCGGUCGAGUCCAUCAAGCUGCGGGCACGAUUACUCUUGGACCGUGUUGUCGAGAUGGCGGGACCCCGGGGAGUGAGCAAAGGCGCGACUCGUGCAGCAGCAGCUGGGGCAGAUGCGACGAGGGAGGCGGCGUGCGACCUGGCCGCGGCUGUAACGUCCAUGCUGGACAUCGUGCAGCUCGCUGCGGAAUCUGACACCCACAGGUGCUGCCCCGAGAUGGAAAGAGCGAUAAAACGAUACCGAGCAACGGACAAGAGAAACGAGGAAGAGCUGCCACCACUGGGCACCAAGAGAAGCGGAAGGCGGCGAGCUGCAGCGAAGGCUGGCGGUACCUCGAAGAAAUCGGCAGGGAUCCGGGGUUCCAAGAAGUCUGGUAGUAUUAGUGAUGACCGACGUGGUCGCCGCAAAAUCCAAGGGUAA
This is a messenger RNA of Ectocarpus siliculosus, 3519 nucleotides long. Lineage: Eukaryota; Phaeophyceae; Ectocarpales; Ectocarpaceae. The record is from the annotation of a GenBank genome assembly.